This is a messenger RNA of Prinia subflava (tawny-flanked prinia), 5637 nucleotides long. It is a transcript of the gene USP30, whose product is annotated as ubiquitin specific peptidase 30. The record is from RefSeq and is a predicted model, not a curated record. Gene Ontology annotation, biological process: protein deubiquitination. Gene Ontology annotation, molecular function: cysteine-type deubiquitinase activity. The transcript is spliced from 12 exons. The coding region runs from base 34 to 1800 and encodes 588 amino acids. Gene Ontology annotation, cellular component: nucleus; cytosol. Lineage: Eukaryota; Metazoa; Chordata; Aves; Passeriformes; Cisticolidae.
CGGAGGGGUCGGCCGGGACGGGAGAGGGUCGGGAUGGAGCGGGAAGAGGCUCGGGAUGAACCGGGAGGAGGCCGGAUCUGCAGGGAGGCCGGGCGGAGGGGCUUGCGUUGGUCGUGGCGAACCCUCGGCCGAGCGCGUCCUUUCUUCCUUUCCCUUCUCCCCUCACUUUCUUCAUUUCCCCUUUCCCCUUCCCUUCGUUUCCUCCUUUCCCUUCUCCCUUUCCCCUUCCUUCUCCCCUUUCCCCCUCGCCGUUUUCCUGCUCCAUUCCCCCUUCCCGUACCCCCCGUUCCCUUUCUCGGUUCCCGGGCAGGCCGGGCCGCUGAGGGCUCCUUCCCUCCGUCCCCGCUUUCCCCUCACAGGCACCGAGCCAUGCGGAGCUGGGGCGUGCUGGGGGGAGCGGCGGCGGCCCUGGCGGCCGGGAUUUACGUCCUGUGGGGCCCCAUCACCGGCAGGAAGCGGCGCCGGAGAGGGCUUGUCCCAGGUCUCCUGAACCUUGGCAACACGUGUUUCAUGAAUUCCCUGCUCCAGGGCUUGUCCUCCUGCCCCUCCUUCAUCAGGUGGCUGGAGGAGUUCACGGCACAGUACAGAACAGAGCAGGAAAAACCCCAGGAACAGCAUCAGCACCUGUCAGUGACUCUGCUGCAGCUCCUGAGAGCUUUGUCCUGCCAGGAGGUGACAGAGGACGAUGUCCUGGAUGCCAGCUGCCUGCUGGACGUGCUGAGGAUGAACAGGUGGCAGAUCUCCUCCUUUGAGGAGCAGGAUGCCCACGAGCUGUUCCACGUCCUGACCUCUUCCCUGGAGGACGAGCGGGAUCGGCAGCCCCGUGUCACCCACCUGUUCGAUGUGCAUUCCCUGGAGCAACCAGAAAUAACCCAAAAGCAAAUAAGCUGCAGGACAAGAGGAUCUCUUCCCCCUGUGUCCAACCACUGGAAAUCUCAGCACCCUUUCCAUGGAAGGCUGACCAGCAACAUGGUCUGCAAACACUGUGAGCACCAGAGCCCUGUGAGGUUCGACACCUUCGACAGCCUCUCCCUGAGCAUCCCAGCGGCUGUGUGGGGUCGUCCCAUGACAUUGGACCACUGCCUCCAUCACUUCAUCUCCUCAGAGUCUGUCAAGGAUGUUGUGUGUGACAACUGCACCAAGAUCCAGGCAGAAGGAAUUCUGAAUGGACAGAGCAUAGAAAACCAGAGAACCACGUUUGUUAAGCAAUUAAAGUUAGGAAAGCUGCCCCAGUGUUUGUGCAUCCACCUGCAAAGGCUGAGCUGGUCAAACCAGGGCACUCCCCUGAAGAGACACGAACACGUCCAGUUCAACGAGUUCCUGGUCAUGGACAUCUACAAAUAUCGAGUUCCUGGCCCCAAACCCAGCCAGGAGCAGCUCAGCCAGAGGAGCCCUGAGGAGACAACCCCUGGAAUAAAGGAUGGGAGAGCAGGGAAACCUUCAGAUGCAGAACAACCAGCUGGUACCAAACCUCUCUUCAUGAAUGGUGCCUCCUCUUCCUCCUCUUCCUCAUUUUUAAUGUCACCAGGAACUUUCCCACUUGCUGCAUUCCCUGAGUGCAGGGCCCCGCUGUACCUGUACCGCCUGAUGGCCGUGGUGGUGCACCACGGGGACAUGCACUCGGGACACUUUGUCACCUUCCGGCGCGCGCCGGGCGCCCGCGGCAGCCAGUGGCUCUGGGUGUCGGACGAGUCCGUGCGCAGGGCCAGCCUGCACGAGGUGCUGGCCGCCAGCGCCUACCUGCUCUUCUACGAGCGCGUGCACGGCCGGGGCCAGCCCCAGAGCCCCGCACAGCGCUGAGCCGGGAGCGCCGGGAUCGUCCUGGGAGUGCCGGGAGUGUCCUGGGAGUGCCAGGAUCAUCCUGGGAGCGCUGGGAGCUCCGGGAUCCUCCCAGGAGUCCUCGGAGCGCCAGGAUUGUCCCAAGAGUGCCGGGAUCAUCCUGGGAGCACCAGGAGCUCCGGGAUCCUCCCCAGAGCGCUGGGAUUGUUCCAGGAGCGCCAGGAUCAUCCUGGGAGCACCAGGAGCUCCGAGAUCGUCCUGGGAGCACCGGGAGCACCAGAAGCACUGGGAUUGUCCCAGGAGCCCUUGGAGCACUGGGAUCUUCCCAGGAGCGUCAGGAUCAUCCUGAGAGCCCUCAGAGCACCGGGAUUGUCCCAGGAGCGCCAGGAUGAUCCCAAGAGCACUGGGAUCAUCCUGAGAACCCUCAGAGCAUCAGGAUCAUCCCGGGAGUCCUCAGAGUGCCAGGAUUGUCCCAGGAGCACCGGAAUCAUCCUGGGAGCACCAGGAGCUCUGGGAUCUUCCCAGGAGCACCAGGAUCAUCCUGAGAGCACCAGGAUCAUCCCAAGAACUCUUGGAGCACCAGGAUCAUCCUGAGAGCACCAGGAUCAUCCCAAGAACUCUUGGAGCACCAGGAUCAUCCCAGGAGCACCAGGAUCAUCCCAAGAGCGCUGGGAUCAUCCCAAGAGCCCUCAGAGCACCAGGAUCAUCCUGAGACCACCAGGAUCAUCCCAAGAACUCUCGGAGCACCAGGAUCAUCCCAGGAGCACAAGGAUCAUCCUGAGAGCACCAGGAUCAUCCCGAGAACUCUUGGAGCACCAGGAUCAUCCCAGGAGCACCAGGAUCGUCCCAAGAGCGCUGGGAUCAUCCCGAGAGCCCUCAGAGUGCUGGGAUCAUCCCAAGAACCCUCAGAGCACCAGGAUCAUCCCAAGAACCCUUGGAGCAUCGGGAUCGUCCCGGGAGCACCAGGAUCAUCCUGAGAGUGCCAGGAUCGUCCUGAGAACUCUGAGCACCAGGAUCUUCCCAGGAGCACCAGGAUCAUCCCAAGAGCGCCAGGAUCAUCCUGAGAGCCCUCGGAGUGCUGGGAUCAUCCCAGGAGUCCUCAGAGCACCAGAUCAUCCUGAGAGCACCAGGAUCAUCCUGAGAACCCUUGGAGCACCAGGAUCAUCCCGAGCGCCCUCGGAGCGUCGAGCCUCUCUGUUAUGCAAAACCUCCCCCCUGUCCCGGCUCCCUUCCCUGUGGUAACACCUGGGAAUUGUGGUUUGUACCCAAAGCCCGCUGUUCCAGCUCGGGGUGUGUGUUGAGAAGCGUUUUCCUGCCUUGUCCCAAGGCUCUGUUCCCUGUCCUGACACUGCACUUUUCCCAGGGAGAUGCUUUAUCCCCCACAUUUCAUUUCCAACAUUUCAUUUCCCAAGGGGGAGCCCUGCAAAGGGCUGAUGCCAAGCUGCUGCUGCAGAGCCCAUCCCCAUCCCCAUCUCUCCCCUGGCACCUCUCCAUUAUGCACCAGCCCCUCCCUUCCCUGUGGCAAUGCCCGGGAAUUGUGUUUUGUACCAAAAUUCCCGGAGCUGUUCCCACGUCCAGCCCCGAUGUGUUGCGAGGCCUUUGUCUGUCAGGCAGGGAUUUUAUCCCAAGGCUCUGUUCCCAACAUUUCCCAGUGGGCAGCCCUGGGAGGGGGUGAAGGGAAGCUGCUGUUGGCAAAGGCAAUGAUUGAACACACAAAGUGCCUUGAGCUUCCCUCAGCAGCUGCGUUGCCACUGGGCCAGCCCCCUGCAGGCCCACUGUGUCCUGGGAAUGCCUCACAACCACGGGAUGAGCUCCUGGAAUCACAUUUCUCCUGUCCUAUCAAGGAAAGGCAUCUCCACUAAAGAUUUCCCCGUUCACACGAUUUUCCUCCCACUUCUUUGUAAAGUCCUUCUCCUGAUUUAAACUGCUUUAUCCAGGAGAUAAUUUUGUAUCUAUUAAGAGCUGAAACCUUAAUUUAUUGCUCCAUACCUUUGGAAUUUAGCUGGAAUCAGCACAUGGAGGUGUUUGCUAGUGCUCAGUGUUGUCAUUUCCUUCAGCACUGUCGAAUCCAGUUGUUUUGUAGCAUCAACUACAACUUUUAAUGCUGUGAUUUCCAAGCUGCUGUAACUGUUCCAGACUUGCCCUUCCCAUUUUAUUGCUGGAAUCUGCUAUUCCCAGCAUUGGGAUCCACGCUCCUGGCUUGCAGCUGAGCUGUAGAGCAGCCCCUGGCCUUGUUAAAUAGAAUAUAAACAGCAGGGCCAAGAUUGGUGGGCCCUUAAUGGUCUCGUGAAGAAAUCUGGGAAUCCUGCAUCAGCUCCAGGCUGCCCUGUAAAUAGAAAUAAGGGGAACUCUGCUGCUCUGGAUUGUUUGAUGUGAAAAAAAAAAUAUCCCAAAGCACAGAAGGAGAAGCAGCAAAAAUCCUCCUUUAAAAACCUGCUUUUAAAUGACCAGGAAUAAAAUAUGUAGGUUGUUUUUAGCUCUUUUCUGUCCUUGUAAGCUUGGAGGAGAAAAAUCCCUCAUCAGACAAGCUUUUUUUUCAGUGUGAAGUUUUCAAAUAACAGCUGUCUUAAAUAGGUUUUUUUAGGGCAACUUUGUACCUCAUGAAUUCAUAGUGCUGCCCAAAGCUCGGGGGUGUUCACACUUCCUCAGGAGUGGCUCCAAACCAGCCAAAGCAGGAGUGGUAAAAUGGGUGGAUAUGCAAAAUGAUUUACAAAACUCAUCAUUCCAGAGUCUGGAGCACAAUUCCUGGCCCAGGUAAUGCUCACAGUAAAUAAAUAUUGAUAAAUCCCCUGCUGGGCUGGGACCUGGUUCCUGGCUAUGCUGCACGAGCAGUAGCUUGGUUUUAACCUGUUUUAAGCUACAGAAAACCACGAAAACAAAUUUAAAAAAAAACCCUUGAAGGAUGCAAAAUGCCAAAAAUUUGCCCUGGGCAUUGAAGGGAGAGCUGACAGAGCUGGAGAAGGAGCCAGCCCUCCCUACUGGGAGCCAUCGAAACCAUCACCCCAACAUCUCCCUCCAGCAGAUCUCAGAACUGAAACCAUUUCCAGUGCCAGCAGUGGCUGUCCUGCAUUAUCCGUGCUCAGCGCUGUGCUUGGGCGUUUUUCCUGGAUUUGGGAGUUCAGCUGAGCAGCCCCUUGGCUUAGCUGUGCUGGAGGAGGGGCAGAGGACACGCACACUAUGGGCUGAAAUCUGAAAUCUGGCAGCUGGGACAAAGUCACCUCUCCCUGCACAGCCAGCAGGUUUUGCCAAGAGCUGCUUCCCUGGGCUGUGGAUUGACUCUGGAUCUCCCUCAAGGGCUAUCGAGGGGAGGGCUGAGCCUUUUUUCUGGCUUUGCCUGGUGGGGAGGAGUGGAUGGGCUUGGCUUAACCCUCAGGAGCAAAUCCCAGCACCUCAGUCCUGGCCCUGAGCUGUGCCAGACCCUCCCCUGUGAGCACCGGGUCUGUGCAGGGCUUUGGGAGCUCAUCCUCCCCAUGGAGGUCACUGGGAUCUGUUUUCCAGCCAAGCCUCCCCAUGGAGGUCACUGGGAUCUGUUUUUCCAGAGGUCACAGAGCUCUCUUUUCCAGCCAAACCUCCCCUCUGUGCAGCCACAAGGCUCCAACACUGGUACUCGUCCCUCCCAAGCUGCCAUGGUGGAGAAAAUGUGAAUAAAUUGUAAAGAAUUAAGAGUUCCAAGAUGGCAUCUCUGUGUUUGGAUUAUUCUUAUUUUGUGUGUUAAUUUAAAAAUGUCUGUUCCAGUCCAAGCGCUGCACUGCUGUUGGAAGUUGCUUUUUUUUUUUUUUUUUCCACUUCAGGGUAUUUUUGUAACUGUACAGUAGCAAUAAAAGAACAAACUUGGUAGAAAAAUCAGUGUGGGGGUGU